GGGCAUGAGCAGGACAGGGAGAAACUUCGAGCUACUUCAAGCUCUCAUUGAUUGGACAGCAGUGACAGCACUACUUUUAAGUUUAAUUCGCUCCUGACAGACCUUCAGUCGUGGUGUUGAAUUUUCUAUUGUUUGGAAGUGCAGUGCUACGAAAAAUCAAUGAGUUCCCCAUGCAGUGCCUGUGACAACCAACCAGCUGAGGGUAGUGGCAUACUGCUCCAUCCAUUUCCCAAGUGCCCUAGAUCAUCAUAUGCAUGGUUGAAGCAGCUAAAGUUGCUGGACAGGAAAAUUUUGCUAGAAUCCUCUAAAGUUUGUAGCAAGCACUUCAGCGCCGAUCAGUUCUAUCUAAAAGUGGAUGAUAGAGGUCAUUUGUGUAAUGAGCUCAAACCAGAUGCAACACCAUGCACGUUAGCCAAAAGUGCAAUAGAUGAGUAUCCAAAUUUCAAUGAAGCUGAAUGGAAAUCCUUAGAGCAAGCGCGAAACGCUUACAAACAACUGAAAGCAACAGCAACAGACAGUUUUAUAAAAAUGGAAGAACAAAAAUCUCGUAUUCAAUAUUUAGAGAUGCAAAAUCACGCACUUAAAGAUAGUACCAAAGGUGUCACGGAAACUAAAAAUUUACUGGAAACAGCUCCGCGAAGUGCACAUGAAUAUAUCAACCAUUCCCAACUAGAUAAGCAGGCACUCACCGUAGAAGCCCUAGGAAGCAUCGUAUGUUGUUUAUGUUUUGAAACAAACCAGCACGUUGCUCGUGUUUCGGCUUUCAACCGGUUUGGGGACCAGUCAUUCUUGAGCAAUGUGAUUGAAGCUUGCUUCGGCCUAGUUAUUCAGGAAACAGAUUUUUGCACCGAUGUUUGUGAGCAGUGUCUUGUGCGGAUUGACAUAACAUGGCAGUUUUAUAGCAAAGUGAACACUAACAGCAAGGCAUUGAACGAUCUGUACAACUCUAUGCAAUAUGAAGAUGUUAAACGUGAUCGUGUACUUCGUAAUAUUUUGAGGCCAGCGAGAAAGAAUAAGGUUAAUCAAUUACGUAUGCAACAAAAAAAUGCCCGAAAAAAGAAAUUGAUGACGAAACUAAAAUCAGAUAACGUAGAUGAUGCAGAAUACAGAACUAUUCUUGAGCCUCUAAUCGAUAUAAAACAAGAUUCAUCUAACCAAGAAGACAAUAGCAUUAGUGAUAGUGACAGCGACAGUCUACCAGAACAUCCUUUCUUUGCCGAUCAUACUAAGUCUGUCUACAAUUGCCAUCUUUGCCCACAAACUUUCGACAGGGCUCAAACGCUUCACGUUCACCAGCUAAAUGCACACCAGACGGACACCGAGCAGAUAUUGUGCCACCUCUGCGCCAAGUGGUUCAAACCCCGACAUUACAACGAACAUGUACGUAAUAUUCACCUUGAUGAGAAAUGCGUUUGCACGAUCUGUGGCCAAAAGUACAGCAACAGUGCUAACUUGCAGCGUCAUAUGCUUAUCCAUACUAAGGAAAAGCCAUAUACUUGCAAACUCUGUGAUGCCGCCUACAAUCAGUCUACGAAUCUCAAACUACACGUUUCCAGGGUACAUAUGGGUAUAAAAGCACCCUCAAGGCGCAAAAUUCCUGAUGGCACUAUAAGACCAAGAAAGGCAAGAAAACCACAUCCCUGUGAACUUUGUGAUGCCACAUUCGUUCACACAACAUCUCUCGAGAAACACGUCUCUCUGGUUCACAUGGGUAUAAAACCGCACCCGAAGAAUCAAAACUCCUCAGAUAAUGUGAAAAAAACGAGAGCUUCUCGGCAUAUGCCGUGUCCAGUGUGUGACCAGUCUUUCUUCCUCCAAAGCAAACUGAUUGCUCACCUUGACGAUACCCACCCAGACCAUAAGACUACCAUGAUUCGAUGUGAUGAUUGUCCAGAACGGUUCCUCAAUCAGCGAGCCUAUUAUAAACAUCGGCUCUAUCGGCACUCGGACAAGACGCAUAAGUGUGACAAGUGCGGGAAGAUUUUCAACUGCGCACCACAUUUGUACACGCACAGGAAGAAGUGCUAUGAAAAUGAUCUCAGCGCUUCAGGGAAUUGAAAGGUAUAAUUUCAAUUUAAUUAUUACUGUGUGUAUAUGAAAUAAACUUCUAAACGAACAAUAUAAAA
Molecule: messenger RNA, 2126 nt
Organism: Armigeres subalbatus
Lineage: Eukaryota; Metazoa; Arthropoda; Insecta; Diptera; Culicidae
Product: zinc finger protein 92-like
Exons: 6
Coding region: 160-2058 (632 amino acids)
Biological process (GO): regulation of transcription by RNA polymerase II
Cellular component (GO): nucleus
Molecular function (GO): RNA polymerase II cis-regulatory region sequence-specific DNA binding; zinc ion binding; DNA-binding transcription factor activity
Source: RefSeq, a predicted model, not a curated record